AUGAUUGACGUGAGUCACAACAAAUUGCACGGGCAGAUACCAAGGUCAUUGGUCAAUUGUGCGAGGCUCGAGUAUCUUGUUUUGUCAAACAAUCAAUUCAAUGAUGUUUUUCCCAUUUGGUUGGGGACUCUUCAAGAGUUAAAACUUUUGGCAAUGCGCCAUAAUAGAUUCUACGGUGUGAUUGGAAAAUCUAGAAAGAAUGUCGAUUUCCCCAAGUUACGCAUUCUUGAUUUGUCUUACAAUAAUUUUACUGGCGCGGUUCCAUCUAUGUUUCCAAGUAUUAUUGUUAACAAGUCAGCAUAUAUGUUCACAGACGUAGCUUAUGAUGCCAGUGGAGCCAGGAUUAUUAGAUAUGCUGGUUACGCACUCACACUAGCAACAAAAGGUUUGGAGCAAUACUAUCCAAUGAUUCGAGAAGAAUUUGCAUCCUUUGAUAUCUCCAGCAACAAAUUUGAAGGGGAAAUUCCAGACUUCAUUGGGAAGCUUAAGGAGCUUCGUUCGCUGAAUCUUUCCCACAACAUUCUCACUGGUUCUAUUCCAUCAUCCUUCGGAAACUUGACGAUGCUUGAAUCGUUGGACCUUUCACAAAACAAGCUCUCAGGACAGAUCCCCCAACAACUGAGUCAACUUACUUUUCUUGAAAGUUUCAAUGUGUCUCACAACAAUCUCACAGGUCCUAUACCACAAGGAACCCAGCUUACUUCAUUGAAUAUCACUUCAUACGAGGGAAACCCAGGGUUGUGUGGAGAUCCAUUGCCAAAGAAAUGUGGAAAGUCUAAGGCCCCUCAACGUCCACCAUCAACCGUAGACGAUGGUGAUUCUAGCUCAGCGGGAAUAUUUGAAUUUGAUUGGAAAAUUGUUUCGGCCGGAUGUGGAAGUGGGUUGAUUGUGGGAGUAGUUCUUGCAGAUGUUGUGAUCACAAGGAGGCCCGAUAUGUUUCUUAAGAUUGUUGGAAUGAUCAGACAAAUGAUAUGGAAAAUUUAG
This is a messenger RNA of Pyrus x bretschneideri (Chinese white pear), 984 nucleotides long. Its product is annotated as putative receptor like protein 25. NCBI's taxonomy places the organism in Eukaryota, Viridiplantae, Streptophyta, Magnoliopsida, Rosales, Rosaceae. Gene Ontology annotation, molecular function: protein binding. The record is from RefSeq and is a predicted model, not a curated record. The transcript has a single exon. The coding region runs from base 1 to 984 and encodes 327 amino acids.